AUUGCUGACGUCACGACGUCGCUUCCAGUCCACUGGCUGCUGUACUUCCGUGUUUACCGUCUUGUCCACCACGACCAACAGAGCUACUGUUCAUGGCGCUAUAGCAGCCAUACACACAGCUGUCAAUCAAGCCGUCGUAUUUGAAGUUGUCGUGCAGUGUGCUCGCUGUCCGCGCGGCUCGAUGAUGGCGUCCAGCUAUAACGCGAAGGAUGAGGAUCAUCAUCCGGGAUCCGUGGGCUCCGGCGGCCCCGGCGCUGUCAAGAGCAAGAAGCCCGAUAACACGGCCUUUAAACAGCAGCGUCUGCCCGCCUGGCAGCCCAUUCUGACCGCGGGCACCGUCCUGCCCGCCUUCUUCAUGAUCGGACUCAUCUUCAUCCCCAUCGGCAUCGGACUCCUCGUCACCUCUAACAACAUCAAAGAGUUUGAGAUCGACUACACUGGUGUUGACAUGUCCAGUCCGUGUUUCAUCUGCUCGCAGAACUACAGCUGGAACGGCACUAGUGCGUGUACCUGCUCUGUGCCCUUCACCCUAGACCAGCCUUUCGAGAGUAAUGUUUUUAUGUACUAUGGCCUCUCCAACUUCUAUCAAAACCAUCGACGUUACGUCAAAUCAAGAGAUGACAGUCAGCUGAAUGGAGAUAAAAGCUCUUUACUGAACCCCAGUAAAGAGUGUGAACCCUAUCGAACGAGUGAUAAGAAGCCCAUUGCUCCCUGUGGUGCCAUUGCUAACAGUCUCUUCAAUGAUACUUUGGAGCUGUUUUAUAACCAUCCAAACGGAAGCAGAAUAACUAUUCAUCUGGUGAAGACGGGCAUUGCUUGGUGGACUGACAAGCAUGUGAAGUUCAGAAACCCUGCAGGAAACAACAACAACCUCUCCAUUGUGUUCCAAGAUACAAGUAAACCUGUAAACUGGCACAAACCCGUUUACGAGCUGGACCCGUCUGAUCCUGAGAACAACGGGUUCAUCAAUGAGGAUUUCAUCGUGUGGAUGAGAACUGCUGCUCUUCCCACCUUCAGAAAACUCUACCGCGUCAUUCAGAAGAAGAAGGACAACAUGACCCCGACACUACCGCCAGGAAACUACAGCCUGGAAGUGACCUACAAUUACCCAGUGCGCAGCUUUGAUGGCCGCAAGCGCAUGAUCCUCAGCACGAUUUCCUGGAUGGGAGGGAAGAACCCUUUCCUGGGCAUUGCCUACAUCACAGUGGGCUCCGUGUGUUUCUUCCUGGGAGUGGUGCUGCUGAUCAUCCACCAUAAAUACGGCAACCGCAACAACAAUGCUGACAUUCCUAAUUAACUGCGUAAUUAUCAGCACACCGCAGUCUGUACACUGACACGAGAUUACAGUCUGUCGUAUCUCAUGCUGCUGUACACACACAGGUGCCCAGAGGAACUACUUGCAAACGUAUUAUGUAUGCACUGGCAGUUUUCAAUGAGCUGUUUUAAGCAUUUAUUUCAUCCACACCAAAGCUUUAUAUUUUAUGGUUUUCUACAUGAAGUAUUUUAGAGUAGCUGGAUCAUGUGCAGUCAUACAGUAGGACUGUAUUUAAAUGCAUCCCACCACAAAAACAUAUCUAUAAUAAUAAUAAUUAGCGCAUACAGACAAUGAAGCACUUUGUAUUGACGUUUAAGAGACAUAUUGUGCAAAAUAGAAAUUCUCAUUCGAUUUUGAAGCUUGGUGAAAUUCAUCCAUUUGGGUAUUAUUGCUAAUGGUAUGGUACAAUCACAACAGUCAAGAAUUAUUAUUAUUAUUUUUUUUUAAUAAGAAUGCAAUAUUUCUGAUAGUUUGACUGAUCGGUAAGGAUGAUGUUACUUUAUUAUUUAAAAUGCUGAACUGUGAGUGUCUAGAUAUGCUUAAUAUUUUUAGUUUCUUCUUUGAAAAUCUUGUUCUGUGCAAUGUGUAUUUAAAAAGGAUAUGUGUGUUUUGCAACUACUGAGGAUCCUUUAUCAAGCUCAUGUCUGUUGUUGAGCCAAAGUCCUUUCAUUUGCUCAAGAGUUGUGUGAUAAUAAACAUCAAAUGCAUGA
Molecule: messenger RNA, 2025 nt
Organism: Sinocyclocheilus grahami
Lineage: Eukaryota; Metazoa; Chordata; Actinopteri; Cypriniformes; Cyprinidae
Product: cell cycle control protein 50A-like
Exons: 7
Coding region: 182-1297 (371 amino acids)
Biological process (GO): phospholipid translocation
Cellular component (GO): endoplasmic reticulum; plasma membrane; Golgi apparatus
Source: RefSeq, a predicted model, not a curated record